This is a messenger RNA of Harmonia axyridis, 2727 nucleotides long. It is a transcript of the gene Oseg5, whose product is annotated as intraflagellar transport protein 80 homolog. Bases 27 to 2327 code for a protein of 766 amino acids. Gene Ontology annotation, biological process: cilium assembly. The record is from RefSeq and is a predicted model, not a curated record. Lineage: Eukaryota; Metazoa; Arthropoda; Insecta; Coleoptera; Coccinellidae. The transcript has a single exon. Gene Ontology annotation, cellular component: cilium; centrosome; intraciliary transport particle B. Gene Ontology annotation, molecular function: protein binding.
AUAGUGUUUUGAAUUAGAACUCGAGAAUGAGAUUCAAACUAUCACAAGCAGAAAAUCCCUCUCACACCGCCCCCGUGACGUGUGUGGGUUGGAGUAGCACAGAAGAAGUUUAUUCAGCUGGAGAUGACAAUAUUCUCCUAUCCUGGUCAGUAUCCAAUAACACAUCAUCUAAGGUUGCACAGUUUCACAAGGAUUUAUACCCAACUGAUAUGCAAUUCCUUCCAAGAACUAGUGGCUCUGUAGGAAAGCAUGGUGACAUAAUUUUAAUUACGGCUGCAGACGGAAAAUUUCAUAUUUUGAACAGAAACGGAAGAAUAGAGCGUUCCAUUGAAGCUCACAAAGGGGCUGUUUUAGUUGGUCAAUGGAGCAAUGAUGGAUCAGGCUUACUUACAGGUGGAGAAGAUGGAGUCAUUAAAAUUUGGUCUAGAAGUGGAAUGUUGAGAUCUACGGUAGUGUCAAGUGAUAAUUCAAUAUAUUCUGCAUGCUGGUCACCGGAUAGUCAAAGCAUUGCUUAUACUCAAGGAAAGUGCAUUGUUAUAAAGCAGUUGGCCCCAAAUACUAAACCAUUGAAGUGGAAAGCGCAUGAAGGUAUUGUUCUAUGUCUGGCUUGGAGUAGUGCCUCUGAAUUGUUAGUAUCUGGUGGUGAGGACUGCAGAUAUCGUGUGUGGGAUAGUAAUGGACGACAAAUGUUUUCAAGUAUGCUGCAUGACAACCAUAUAGUAUCAUUAGCAUGGUCACCAGCUGGUGACCUAUUCGCUGUAGGAUCUUACAACACUCUUAGACUAUGUAACUAUUCAGGUUGGUCUAGAUCCUUAGAAAAACCAAUUACAGGUUGCAUAUACAAUAUGUCAUGGUCUGCUGAUGGAACUCAAUUGGCUGCAGCAUGUGCUAAUGGACAUGUCCUCUUUGCCCAUGUCAUAGAAAGAAAUGUGCACUAUGCCAAUUUCACUGCGUCACUUACUGAACGUAAGAUAGUAACAGUACACGAUGUUCAAGAAGAAGCUUUUGAAGUAUUGGAUAUACCAGACAGAGUUAUACAGAUGACAAUGAAAUAUUCCCACCUGGUCCUCACGACACCCACACAAUGUUAUAUCUACAACACAACAAACUGGAAUACUCCAGUCAUUUUUGAUUUGAAGGAAGGUUCUGUAAUACUCCUACUUUUAGCUGAAAAACACAUGCUAUUGGUAGAGAAACACAAUAUUAAUCUUUACAACUAUCAGGGAAGGUUAAUAGCAACACCUAGAUGGCCAAACAUGAGGCUUGAAACCUUGAAAAUUUCUCAUAUAUCACUGUCGUCUGACACACUAGUUGUAAGAGAUGCUGGAGACCCAAAAAUAGUUUAUAUUAUCGACUUGAUCAGUAGUCGAAGUGCUGGUGGAGACAACACACAAAAAGUUGAGCAUACAAUGAACAUUUCUCAAAUAUCUCUUGAUCAGUGGGGUCCAGCUACAAACAGAAAUAUGGCAGUUUUAGAUAAAGCGAAAGAUCUUUAUAUUGUAUCUGUAAAAGCCACAAAUAAAACAUUUUGCAAAUUAGGCAGGAAGAUAGAAUCAUAUCAAUGGAAUACUGAAGAAAACUUGAUAGCAGCUAUUCAAGAUACGCAGCUAAUUGUUUGGUAUUGUCCCCAAGCUUCAUAUGAUGCUACAUUACUAAAAUUAUGUUCCUUUUAUUAUGAUUCACCGGAACUGGGCAGAGGUCCAAGAAUUAGCGAUUUUAUAGGUAGCUCUGUUUCUGUAAGAAAAGCUGAUGGUUCUCUGAUCAAUGUGUUUAUUUCACCUCUACCAUCCAUUCUACUGAAAUAUAUUCAAGAAAAUAAGUGGACAGAAGCAUUGAAUCUAUGUCGUUCAAUGAACAAUACAACACUUUGGGCUUGCUUAGCUGUUCUGUCAACACAAUGUAAUCAAACAAAUGAUUCCAUUAGUAUUGCUGAAGAAGCAUUCGCUAAUAUCAAUCACUAUGAGAAAGUAUACUACAUUAAAUACAUAAAAAAUAUAGAAAAUUCAGUACAACAGAAAGCUGCCUUGGCUCUGCUAGGUGGCAAACACCAAGAAGCAGAAUCUAUACUCUUGCACAACGGAAUGGUUUUUCAAGCUAUCUGGACCAAUAUUCAGUUAUAUCACUGGACAAGAGCUUUAGAAUUGGCAAUUAAACACAAGACACAUAUAGAUACCGUUUUAUAUUUGAGGAAACAAUAUCUGAACAUCCUGGGUAAGCCAGAAAACAAUAACCAGUUCAUAGGUAUUCAAGAAAAUGUUAAGUAUGACGACGAGAAAGUUAAGGAAAAAAUCGAUCUUGAAAUGAAGAAGAUGAAUAAAACUGCUUGAAUGAAUAAAUAAAUGAAUAAGUACUUAUGGAACCAAAAACGUUAGAACAAAAUUUAAAAUGAUACAUAUGUAUUUUUAUUAGUUGAAAGAUGUUUUCAUUUUUUUCAUUUUAUGGCUUCAUUCUUACAAGAAAAAUUUUAUGAAUAAAAUGAAAUGAAAUAGAAAGAAAAAAAAAAAAAAGAAAUAGUCCAUUCCUCUAGGAUUUUAAGUUUUUCAUCAUCGACUUCAUCAAUAUUGUUAGCCGAUUCAAUUAAUUCAAGAAUGAAGCCAUGAAAUCGAAAAAAUUAAAUGUCUUUCAAUGAAUAGUAAUCUACAUCAUUUUAACUUGGUUAAAAUAGUUACAAUAUUUCACGAAUAAAUGUUUCAGCAUUCAAUAAAGCUGAUAAUGGACUGGAAAAAA